AUGGUCAACAAAGUACCCGAAUGGCUCGCUACUGUCACCCAAGUCGAAUUCGUUAUUGACGAGAAAGCUUUCAUAACUAUCGCUAGUCAUGCUUUGGACUUCGAAGAUACCUUCCUUUCUCGCCACCCCUCUUCUGGACAAAUUACCGAUGCCAAAAUUGUGGCUAGGAUCAAGCUUGGAAAAGUUGUCGGACGAGGCUCUUUAUGGGAUGUUUAUCAAGCCAAGAUGUACCUGGUCACUCCUGCAAACUCCGACAAAGAUUCCAUCAACGUAAUGGUCAAAUACACCGCCUGCAUGGAUUUCGAUGGUGACCGAUACUUUGGGGGUGAUACUGUCAACAUUCUAGAUAGGAAGUCGGCUUUAGAAGCAGUGAAGAAUGACCAUGAUUUCUAUACCAAGCAUUUGUUGGAAUUUCAAGGGGAGAUGAUUCCAAAGCAUUACGGGACGUUCAUAAAGCCGGAAACAUUGGUUUGUUGCAUGAUCCUGGAGGAUGUAGGAAAACCUAUCGGAAAUACAACAUUUCUAGGAUUUAUUGAUCCUCAGGAUAAGUGA
This is a messenger RNA of Kwoniella mangroviensis CBS 8507, 552 nucleotides long. RefSeq lists its product as uncharacterized. Lineage: Eukaryota; Fungi; Basidiomycota; Tremellomycetes; Tremellales; Cryptococcaceae. The record is from RefSeq and is a predicted model, not a curated record. The transcript has a single exon. The coding region runs from base 1 to 552 and encodes 183 amino acids.